UAUUGUUGUUUCUUUCAAUUAAGUGAUACAUAUUAAAAAAUCGCUUAAAAUAUUUGAUUAAUUAAUUUGUUAUUUUUAUACCGUUCAAAUUAAUGGUAAAACGAGAUAAUUAAUUUUUUGCAAUACUUUUGACGAAUACGUCACAGCGCCAUGUUGUAUUCCUGCGCUGAUUGCAGGCACGAGAAAUCUGCCAAUCCGUUUAUUUUUUGGGAUUAGUGCCCGAGAAUAAAUCGAACUGCGAUUUUGUACUCAAAUAUAUUUUAAUUUAUAUUUGUUGGCAAAUGUUAAACAACUUUAGUGAAUUCGAUGCAUCCCUGUUGUCGCAUUUCGAGUGCUAACUCCUAAUUUCAACUGCAGUUUUGUGCAUCCGCGAAAGUUGAAAGGACUGUGUUGUAAAAGAAAGAAGUGAUAAUUAGCCAAAAUUCCGGUCCCUACGCGCAGACGAGAAGGUGCCUACCCGCCGGGGCAGUCAGGCGAAGGAGAUAUGAACAACAAACGAAAAAAUCGUCAAGGGCCGCCGAGAUCGCCCCGCGGCCGAGUGGUAGCAGAAGGUGUAUACAAUAACGCGCAUUUCAUGCACGCUGCGACGUCUCACGUCGGUGACAUCGUCCAAGUUCUCACGCAGUCCGGAAGUCUAUGGGAGGGUGUGUUCAAAACAUUCAGCGCUCAGUUCGAGGUCGUAUUAGAGGUGGCACAUCGAGUCGACCAACAAGGCGUUGUAGCUGUCGACUCCGUGGUUGAGAAGUUAAUCUUCAAACCGCAGGAUGUCGUGUCCAUCAGGGCCAAGGAUUCGGACCUCGAGUACGCGACCCACGACGUGUUUCAGACUGAUAGCGCCAUAUCUAACAAGUUCAAUGGUAACGGUCGGUCAGCAGAGGAACGUCACUUAGAGCCCUGGGACGGCGAAGCCGAGGCUGCUGAAGCGCCAUCGUUGAACGGCGACGCUCGACUCGAAGACCUUGAACUCGAUCACCGCGCCAACGGCUGGGACGCGAACGACAUGUUCCGUAAGAACGAGGAAAUUUACGGAGUACAUAGCACCUACGAUCACUCGCUGGCCGGAUAUACACUUCCGUUGCAGAGGAAGGACACACAGGAUUAUAGGGACGCAGAAGCUAAAGCAGAAGAGAUAGCAGCCGAAAUAGAAAGCGCACCGUCGUACAAAGCGCGGCUAGAACUCGAAAAUGGUGACGAAGAGGAACGGUUCGCAGCCGUCGUGCGGCCCGCGGACACUGGCAAGUACGUCAUACCGAACAAGAGGAAGAAUAUGCAGACGGGAAAACUAGUGAAGCCAUCGAACAACAACGGGGGCGCGUCCCCCAGCGCCGGCGGGAAGCCCCCCGCCUUCUCGCACGCACCGCCCAAGGACAAGGAGCAUCGCCCGCCGCGACACCACCUCACGCCCCCCUCCGACCGGCGGCCCGAGGACCAGCCGUCGGCGAGCCCCGCCCCGGCCGGCGCCAACCCGGCGGGCGGCAAGAGCUACGCGGCGCAGGCCGGCGGGUACCACGCGCCGCCCGCCUUCCCGCACCACGCGCACCCGCACGCGCACCACUCGCCGGCAGCAAGCGGGAAGAUGAACGGCGAGCCCCGGGCGGCGCCGCUGCCUCGUCAGGGCUUCCCACCGCACCACCACCACAACCCUCCCCCGGGCGCCGAGGCGCACGCGCGGCCGCCGCGCCACCACGCGCCGCCGCCCGAGCCGCGCCGCGCGGACGAGGUGCAGGAGCUGCGCAAGUUCGGCCAGGAGUUCAAGCUCGUCAGCUCGCCCGCGCCCGCCGCGCCCGCCGCGCCCGCCGCGCCGCCGCCUCAACAGACUUCAGGCACUGCGAGUCCGCCCGAGGUGUCCGCCAACGUGGGAGCUCCGUCGUCGCCGCCCAAGCGCGAGCGGGUUCAUAAGCCCCCGCACGAACCUACGCCCACGCCCACACCAACCCCCGCCCCUGCACCUGCACCUGCCCCCGCGCCUGUGCCGUCGGCGCUCCCGCACCACAAGCCUCCGACGGGCAGCAAGGACGACCCUCCGGAGACACGCUCGGAGGCGGCGUCCCCGGCCGCCGUCACCCUAAAGAAGUCCACGCUCAACCCCAACGCCAAGGAGUUCAACCCCAGCGCCAAGCCCUUCACACCGCGCAGCCCCACCACGCCCGGGCACAGCAGACCGCACACGCCGGGCACGCCGGUGGGCGUGGGCGGCGUGGGCAUGGGCGUGGGCGCGGGGCUGGGCGGCGUGGGCGUCAUGGGCGCCGGCGUCAGCUACGUGCCCGCGCCGCCGCCGCCGACGCACAUGGUGGCGGCCGUCCCCGCCUACGCGAUGGUGGCGCAGCAGCCGCCCGCCUACCUGCCGCACCCGCACCCCCUGUACGGUGCGGCCAUGGGAGGCGGCGGCGGUGUGGGCGGGGCGGGCCAGCAUUCGCAGAUCCCAACACAGUCGCAGAGAAACUUCAGAAAAGGGUCCGGCGUGCAGGUGGCGGCGGCGACGGGGCAGCCGCUGCUGGCGCCGGCGCCCAUGCAGCCCUUCGUGCCCUACCCGCACCCGCACCCCGCGCACCCGGCGCACCCCGCGCAGCCCGCCCUGCAGUACCAGCACAUGGUGCGCAUGUAUCACCACGGUGGCGGCGGAGUAGGAGUCGGCGGAGGAGUGGGCGUGGGUGGCGUGGGAGUGGGCGUGGGCGAAUACGCGCCGCAGGCGCAGUCCCCCGUGGCGCCGUCGCCGCUGUACCCGCCGCCCUCGCCCGCACACACGCCGCACCCGCACCCGCACCCACACCCGCACCCGCACCACCACUACCAGCAGCCGCCGUUCCAGGUGCUGUGCCCGUUGAUGGGUCCGGGCGGUGCGCACCACCACCAUCACCACCCGCACGUGGCCUAUCUCAACCACGCGCCGCCCACCGCCAGCCCACCUCACCACCCGCACCAAGUUCAGCAUUAUCCUGGAAUAUUUCCAGGGCAAGUGCUGCUGCCGCCGCAGCACCAGUCGUCGGGCGGCUCCAGCACGCCGGGCGUGCACUCGUCGCACCCCUAACGCCGCUAGCACCCGCCGCGACCGCUGCAUUUAGAAUGGUACCACCACCUCCACCGCCGACACCGACACCGCCACCGCCGCGGGGACUACGUCGUACGUUAUUACGUUUACUGCCGAUCGAACUAUUACAUGUGUGAGCGUGUCGCCGUCUCGCGUCGUUGGGAUGUGAACGCUUCCUCUCGUCCGACGUGACACGAUCGCUCCGUUCUUUUUUGUACUGCAUCCGGUUAUCUUGUACGCGAUUUGUCUCCGAUUGUCCGAUCGGAUCGAUCCCUCGAUGGAUCGUUUAACGUUGCGAGGGCUUCUCUUGCGAGACAACUCACGAUCCGAUAGUCGGAGGUCAACAAUCGUACGUUAAUGUCGAUUUAGUUCUAGCACUAUAAUAUAUAAGGAAUUAUUGUUUAGACAUAAAUUAGCACUAAGUUAAUUUAAUCUGGAUUUGCUCAUUCGUCUAAUACCGAUUACAUUGGAGCAGUGAGCAAAGCCAGCUUAUAUUAUGCUAGAUAUAUUCAUUAAUGAUCUAUGUAUCGUGUUUCGAAAUUCAAUAAUAAUAAAAAUUAUGUCAAAUUACCAAAAAAAAAAAAAAGAAAAACAAUUAACAAGCGGUCAUUGUAGUGUGGAACUUUUUAUAUUUAUAUAUUAUGUGGAAGAUGAAUCUAAAAGUUUACUAUCUGAAUACAUUCUAAAUGCAGACAAAAGACAUGUACGUUAAAUUCAAAUGUAAAUAUUAUAUAAUGAUGGAGCUAAUAUAAUCAACAUAAGAUAUAUUUAUUAAAACAACCAUACAUAGGUUAACAUAAGGUUUUUUUUUUCUCAAAUAUAUAUAAAAAAGUUAUUAAUUAUAUAUGUAUAAUGAAUUUAUAGACAGAUUUAUUAGCUCCGUCUGACUAAAAUAUUGAAACGAAAAGUAAUAACUGGCCUUACCGUAGCUAUACGUGUAACGCAUUUAUUGUAGAUCUUUUUUUAAUAUAUAAUUUCGUCGCUGGCAACACUGAUUAUAUACGGGGUAAUUUAGAUAGCAUUUUAAACAUCGUGUUACAGUGCUGCCAGAUUUUUAAUACCAGUGUUUAAGUAUAGUCGGUUAGCUUAGCACGGCGGGUUGAGCAGUGUGAACAUCGCACAUGAGGUCCUAAUACGUUGUUCGUACUUGACUAACGAACACAUCGUUAGGGAUCAAUUUGUAUUAUAGGUAGUUAAUUUUCUCAAUUGGUUGAUGGGAUUUGUAGAUUUUUCAUGUUUUUUUUAUUUGUAGAUGCAAAACAUAUUCAACGUUAUUUUUAUUUAGAGAAGGCUCGACGGAGCGAUUCCUUUGUCUUAUCAAAUAUUUUUUUUAUAACUAAUUGUAAUGUGACAAAGAAACUAAGAAAAAUUAAACAAUAUUUCCGUAAUAUUCAACGAAAUUUAGUAGUAGUAGCUAAAUAUAUAACAUAUAUAUAAUUAUACAGAGAUAAAAGAAUACAAAUUCCAUCAGCCGUCACGUUUCCUUUGCGCCUUCUCGAAGAGCGUUGUAUUUAUUUAGAAUAUAUUAGUUACUCGAUACCGCGGUAUAACGCGAAUGUCAAUUAGGCAAGACGUGUAUUUCUCGCGUUUAUUAUCUGUGAACUAACGUUACUUUCCUUUUUUUAAUUUAUGUAACUAAGAAUAUGUGUCGCCAGUCAAUAACGCGUAUCGACAAAAAGUAACCAUUGCCCGAUUAUAUUACCUGUGGGAUUAUAGUAAGUUUAUUGUUUCAAGAUUACUUACUAAAUUUGAAAAUGGAACUUAAUUAAUUCUUUUCAAAUUAAAGACGUGAGAGUUUUUUAAACAGUCGACAAAAAAUAAUAAUUUUUUAAUAAUUUUAUUAUAUUUUUUAAUUUCUCGAACGUAUAACUAACCGUAUUUCGUUUAAAUGGCAAAGACUGAACAUUUAUAUCAUUUGAAUUUUAACACUUUCAAUAAAAAACGUUAUAGUAUAAUAGGAGUUGUGAAAUAUCGUGAUUAUAUAUUUAUUUUAAUAUACUUGCAAAUUGUUCCGAAUUAAUAUAAGUAUCAAUUCAAGUCUGAUGAUGAUGAUUAUUAACAUUAUGGCCAGAUAGAGACGGUGGCGGCCCAAGGGCAAAAGCAUGCGCUAGUGGUCUUGGUCAACGAUCGGUAAAACAAUUCAUAAUUACAGGCUCAAUGUUCGUAGCUAAAAAUUAUAAAUAAGCAGCAGAGGAAAAUAAGUUAUCCGUGGCGCUUGGAUUGCUUAAAUCGACGCUGACUAGACAUUAUUUAUGUUAUCAAGUUAACGUUGCGAAUAUAUACUUAUAUAUAUCAAUACGUUUGUACAUAUAGCGGUUACGGUCGUCCUAAUAUAAAAUUUCUAGUGACGUCAUAACCUAUGUUAAAAUCUAUUUAGUGACAUACAUAACAAACACGAUAAACGCCUUUCGUUCGAGCGGCGAAUUCUUUGUUUACAAAACAACCUACAUAUACAAAAAAUGGUUAUAUUUCUUCUUAGUUUAUUAAUAUAUUAUACGACAUGGUGGCGCAUAGUCUAAGUUAGGUGAUAUCUUUCAUUGUUUUAAAGAUUACCGUCAAAGAAAUUCUAUAAUAGCGGUAUAUAUAUUUAUAAAAUAUUUAUUUCUACUGUUACUGCCUUUGAAGAGUUGUGCUACUCGCGUGUUUUAUAUAAAUGCGAUUAGGGCGCAAGUAGAAUUGACAAUAAAAUAUAAUUCGAUAGUUAUAGGGCCCUCGAAUCGAUGUUACGCGAUUUUGAGUCCUAUGUUAGGUGGGAUAAGACUCAAAAUACCUAUAUCGGUGAUCGUGGCAACUACAGUUAAUUUGUACAUAUAGAUCGGAUAUCACAUUCGCUUCUUCCUAUCAGAAUACUUUCUAUUCAUCCAUACUGCACUCAAAUAUAUUACUCCCAAACAUCAAAAUCGUAAACAUUAUUAUUUUCAUAUUUCAUCGUAAUAAGAACGAUGCUGGUUUCUUUUAUUUUGCGCAAUCGAAAAUUCAUUUUAUAGCUAAAUUAAAAUUUCGCAUGGGAUUGAUGGCAUGUAUAUAAUACGAACAUCCUCCUACAACAAGCUCCUCCCGUAGGAACAUAAGCUACUACAUACCCUACGAUAUAAUUAGAAUAUAUGUAAUUCGUACGUAGUCGUUUUGGUUUGUGUCUACGUACCUUAUCCGGUAACUAAAGCACGUCCACCAACAUUACAAAAUGAUUUAAAGCAUUUUCGUAACCCUCGAAUGAUACCUGGGUACCUUAAAGACCGAGGUGUUUUAAUACUGCUGGGUCAGGUUCGUCUGUGAGUGUAUGUUUGUUCAUUUUGUAUUAAGGGGGGCAUAGUCCAUGACCUCCGCGCGGUGCUCCCUGGGUAGCGCCAAACGUGGACUCGCAUUCACAUUACAUCGAAAUACGUCUACGGCACGCGCAAGAAUACGUCGAUAUUAUAAAACGACUGAUAAAAAUAAUUGCUAUCAAACUCGAAGAAGUAUUUGUAAUAUGGUAAGUUAUUAUUAAUAAACGAUAUUUCAAAAAGCCGAGAUGGCCCAGUGGUAAGAACGCGUGAAUCUUAACCGAUGAUCGUGGGUUCAAACCCGGGCAAGCACCACUGAUAUUUUCAUGUGCUUAAAUUGUGAUAAUAAUUCAUCUCAUGCUUGACGGUGAAGGAAAACAUCGUGAGGAAACCUGCAUGUGUCUAAUUUCACUGAAAUUCUGCCACAUGUGUAUUCCACCAACCCGCAUUGGAGCAGCGUGGUGGAAUAAGCUCCUAACCUUCUCCUCACAUGUAUUCCAUUCACAGGCUGUUACUAUUUCAAGGUCUUGGUCAAAUGUGAAGUAUCUUCUACGAGUUUGGUAUCGAAUUAAAUAGAGUUUCAAAAUCAAGGGCUCACGCGGAUAUCUAGGGAUUUUGUGCCCUAAUGCCCUAUAAUUCUAACAAAGGUCAGUGUACAACGAGCGAUAGUAAUUCAACAAUACUCACACUGAAACUAAUCGAUAUUUAGUUUCGCUCGUUGCAAACGGAUCAUUUAAGUUUAUUAGAAAUUCGAUUUUGUAUCAAACGUGUUAAAUAUAAAUUAGAAUGUACCUAUAAUAGACGUAUACAAGUAUAAUGAGAAAAAUCGCGUGACGAUAAAUGUAUAAAUUUCUCCUAAGUCCAUAGAAUCUUAAGGUUAAUGUACAUAUGUAUAUAUAAAUAUUUCGAAAGGAAAAUCAUUCGAGUCCUUUCCCGAAACGAUUUCUGUUCUAUUCGUGUAUGAUUUGUGAUGUAAAAAACGAAAACUACUAAACUAGAAAAAAAAUCACAAAAAAAAAAAAAAUGGAAAGGGCCUACGAGACCCCGUGCCACGGUAUUGACGUGUUGAUAAUGAUGAAACUUCAAUCGAACUAGUGGGAGGGGUCGUACCUAUGUUAUUAAUGUUUUUUUUUUUCACUUUUGUUUUUUUUUUUUUAUUAAAUUUUAUUAUAGCGUGCGUGAUCCACCGCGUAUGUUUGUUGCUAGUGACGUGAGUGAGAGAAAAUUCUAAGUGCGUCUGUUGUUUGUUGUACGCCAUAUAAGUAAAAUAUGAUAUAUUAUAUCGAUAUGAUAUCGUGUCGCAACACUACUUUGCGGAGAGGUCUUGUUUUGCGGUAGAUUUAAAGAGGAUACUAUAGAGGUACUAUCAGAAUUUAAUUGAACGAUGUUUUCUUUAUUGGAAAAUUAAUUAUAUACGAAUCGUGGAGGUGUAUUCACCGGUUCGAUGCACGGUUGUGGAUGUUAUUUUGUAUAACAGACAACUGAUUUUUUGUAACAUUUCGAUGGGUUCACUUUCAUGAAAAGAUUUCAACAUUUUUGUCAGCGAAAAAGCACCAUUCUUAAAUUUCAAAUAUUGUUCCAAUUUUGAAAAUGUUUUUGAUAUAUAUAUAUAUAUAUAUGUAUUUGUGGUAUAUAAAGAAUGUAUUAGUAUCAAGGAACACGAUAUAAUACACUGUGAGCCCGUCAAUACAACGAUGACGUCAGAAUCAUGACGCUUGUAACUUUACCGUAAUUGAACUAUAGACUGACGAAUCCUAAUUUUGACCAACUCGAUACUACAUAAGUUUACUCAUUGUAUAUAUGUUUGUUGUAUAUAUAUUUUGUGUCAUUUUCAUGAUUAAAAAACAAUGUUAAAGUUACAAGUAAACAACGAUUAAGGCGCCACGUGAUUUUUAAACCGUGUAUUAGUAUUACUUUGCAUUAUAUACGAUGUAAUACAUUGAAAAUGUUUGUUUAUAUGUAUAAUAGGACAUUGAAAAAUUCUAUGGUAACUUUUUUUUAAGAAAACGAAAAAAAAAAUACUAAAUUGUUACAUGUUACAUUUAAUGGACGGUUUCUCAGACCUAACCGAACCUCCGUACGUUCAAUAAUAAAUACGUAACGAUUAUUUCAAUGUCACAUUUCUGUUACCUGUUACGACCAUCAUUGACAGAGCCAGACAUUGAUAAUGUCGUAAACAAACGCGACAUCUUGAAUACGAUGUAUGAUUCAAUCUAAAAACAACUUUAAUUUAAUGAAACUAGAGUAUAUUAUAUGUUGCCGAUGAAUAACGUAUGAUCAGCUUCUUUAUUUUUUUUUUGUACCUGAAAUAUGGCACUUUUAAUUGCAUGUGUAAAUAUUCGAACAGUGCAGAUUGUAUGUAUAUGAAGGCCGGCGUGCGAGCCGCGUGUAGAUGUACUAUUGAAUGCCUUAUCGGACGUGUGGAGGUCACCCUGUCGCGUGCCGAGCCGCGCACGCGUUCCGUGCGAGCGGCCGGAUCGUCUUAAGACUGAGGUUAUAAUGGAAGGUUUUAUAUAGAGCUACGCUCGAUGCCUAUGUAUAAGAAUGUAUGAUAUGCUUGGCUUUGAAGAACAAUUUCGUUUUGUUUAAGUGUGAAGCUUGUUCUGCGCCCCCGGGCGACUCUAGAUACGACGUGCCAAGGCACCGUUUUACUACUAUGUUGAAUGACACGUACAGCUGUGUCGACGGAUAUUUUUCAAUAAAAAAGAUAAAAAAUGUGUUUUAAACACAACA
Messenger RNA from Nymphalis io (European peacock), 9024 nucleotides. RefSeq names its product ataxin-2-like protein. The record is from RefSeq and is a predicted model, not a curated record. Gene Ontology annotation, biological process: cytoplasmic stress granule assembly. Gene Ontology annotation, cellular component: cytoplasmic stress granule. Gene Ontology annotation, molecular function: RNA binding. Bases 485 to 3028 code for a protein of 847 amino acids. The transcript is spliced from 19 exons. NCBI's taxonomy places the organism in Eukaryota, Metazoa, Arthropoda, Insecta, Lepidoptera, Nymphalidae.